UAGCUUUCCAGCUCCAGUACAGUAUAUUUUUAGCCCAGUGCAAAGCUUAAAAGGAAUUGGGAAGGUUGAAGUGUUAAAAAGCGUGGGUUUUGCUUGAUGCGUGAGUCACCGCAGUGCUAGAUAAUACAAACUAAACAUCAUCUUGUGAAAACUUCGCCGCGACUGAUAAACAACGCUCCACAGAUUUUCAAGAUGUCCUUGAUUUUGACAAUUAUAUCUGCUGCCUUUGUGGCUAUCGUUCUUGGGCUGCUCUACCUUUUGCUUGACCUCAGUGGAAGUCAGAAAUAUUGGGAGAAAAAGAAAGUCUAUACCCUGAAAAAUAAAACACCGAUCUUGGGCCAUUUUGGCCCUCUUGUGCUCAGGAAGAAAUCAUUCUCCCAGCUAAUAUACGAUUUAUACCAGGAUAUUAAGCAAGAAGGUGUCAAUUUUGGAGGCAUGUAUCAAUUUCAAAGACGUGGACUAGUUGUCAACAAUCCGGAGUUGAUAAGUGAAAUCACCAUUAAGCAGUUUGAAAAUUUCAUGAAUAGGAGGCCUUUCGUAGAUCAGAAGACAGACCGAUUGCUGGGCCGUUCUCUGCUUGGUCUGCAGGGCGAAGAGUGGCGUGAUAUGCGCCACCACCUGAGCCCUGCGUUCACCGGCUCCAAACUACGUGGGAUGUUGAGCCUGAUCGAAUCCACAUGUGACAAGUUCAAUAACUUUCUCGCGAAGCGUGCGGAACUGGUCGAUGAGCCAUUGGAUAUUUACAACUCUUUCCGUCGCCUGGCCGCGGACCUCAUUGCAACCACUGCAUUUGGCGCGCCUUCUAACUCGAUUUCUGACCCAGAAUCAGAGUUCUACAAAAAUGGUAUCAAAAUCAUGGACUUCAGUGGCAAGAGGGCACCUAUUAUAAUUGGAUACUUGCUUUCGCCCCCGUUGAUGAAAUUUCUUGGUAUUCCGUUCGUCCCACAAAGUUUGACAGACUUUUUCUCCAAGAAGAUCUUCGACACAAUCAGGUUCAGGGAAGAGAACAGUAAGUCCAGAGCCGACAUGAUUCAGCUGUUGCUUGAUGCAAGAUCAGAUCAGAAAAAAGACAUCCCUAACAUGGACAUAGCCUCUCAAGCAUUCACAUUUUUCCUUGGAGGUUUUGACACAAUGGCCACCGCCUUUUCCUUCACCACUCACUGCCUAGCUCUGCACCCUGACGUGCAAGUAAAGGUGCGAGAAGAAAUUAGAGAAGUGAUGGCCAAACACAACAACAAGAUAGACUAUGAAGCCGCCAAAGAACUCAAGUACAUGGAAAUGGUCAUCUCGGAGGUGCUUCGGCUGCAUCCAGUUGCGCCUAUGUCAGACCGGAUUUGCGGCUCCAAUGUCAGCUUUCCCGAGUUUGACCUGACUAUCGAGAAGGACACGUCUAUUGCUAUUCCCAUAUACGGACUCCACACAGACCCUGAUUACUUCCCAGAACCAUUCAAAUUUGACCCUGAGCGUUUCACCGAAGAAAACAAGAAAAACAUCAAGCCAUUCACGUAUCUUCCCUUUGGUGAAGGACCUAGGAACUGCAUUGGAAAAAGAUUCGCUCUAUUGGAGCUGAAAAUCGGGCUGUCCAAGAUUCUGAACGAGAACCAGCUGGAGGUUUGUGAGAGAACGAAUGUUACAAACCCAAUGGUUUACACCACAGCCUCCACUCUUGUGCAGCCAGAAGGAGGAUUUUGGCUCAAAGUCAAGCCAUUGAAUGAAGAAUAACAACAAUCACUAUUUUCACAUCUAUAUAAUAUUAGCUAUUAAUUUUUCAAAAAUGAAUGUUAGCGCUGCUGAAAUCAUAUAUGAUGAAUA
This is a messenger RNA of Cloeon dipterum, 1812 nucleotides long. Its product is annotated as cytochrome P450 9e2-like. The transcript has 8 exons. The coding region runs from base 193 to 1722 and encodes 509 amino acids. The record is from RefSeq and is a predicted model, not a curated record. Gene Ontology annotation, molecular function: oxidoreductase activity, acting on paired donors, with incorporation or reduction of molecular oxygen; monooxygenase activity; iron ion binding. Lineage: Eukaryota; Metazoa; Arthropoda; Insecta; Ephemeroptera; Baetidae.